Molecule: messenger RNA, 1740 nt
Organism: Exophiala viscosa
Lineage: Eukaryota; Fungi; Ascomycota; Eurotiomycetes; Chaetothyriales; Herpotrichiellaceae
Product: PAP2 superfamily-domain-containing protein
Exons: 2
Coding region: 226-1470 (414 amino acids)
Biological process (GO): phospholipid metabolic process
Molecular function (GO): phosphatidate phosphatase activity
Source: RefSeq, a predicted model, not a curated record
CAUUUGACCUCAGCGUUGCCCUGUCGAUCACAUAAUAUUUAAGACUGCGCGCAGGCAGUAGUCGUUCAUUCUGCUCGUCAAUCCUCUUAUCCAUUGUCACUGCUUGCAUACCUCUUUCAGACAUUCCCUGACGUGCUCUUUUCUCUGCGCUGAAACGCUCGACCUGAGCUGUUAGGAGUCCGAGUUUGUGUCGCGUGCUCACCUUCCCCUUCCCACCUUUCCGCAAUGGUCGCCACAGGCAAGACCGUCAACAGCCUCGCCUCCGGCGCUCGCCGUGUAUCCCGACGCCUGGUAGCAUCCUACAUUCUCGACUGGAUUCUCAUAGCUGCCAUAGCAGCCGUUGGCGGCGCAUUCAGCAAGAUCCACGGCGCAAAACAUGCCUUCUCCCUACAAGAUCCGUCCAUUUCAUACCCCUACCACGAUGACACCGUCUCCAUCGGCGUCGUGGUCAUUGUGUGUCUCGUGGCUCCUGGCAUAAUCACCGCCAUCAUAUCCCUACUCUUCAUUCCCGGUCCGACCGUCCACCGAUCCACACCGAGGUCACUUAUCUGGCGGCGCAAGAUCUGGGAAUGGAACACCGCGUGGAUGGGUCUGGGGUUGUCCCUGGCCAGUGCAUUGCUGAUCACAGAAGGGCUGAAGAUCACGGCGGGCAAGCCUAGACCGAUGAUGCUCGCUGUGUGUGAUCCAGAUACUAGUCCGCAGUCCCUGGCUCGGUAUCAGGUCGGUGGCCUGGGGAGUUCUCUUGGUUCGGCAGUACCGAUUGUCGUCGACUGGCACAUCUGUCGCAACACGGACGCCUCACAGCUACGCAACGCCUUCGCAAGUUGGCCGUCAGGACACUCGAGUUUCAGCUGGGCUGGUAUGUUGUACCUCAGUCUAUUCCUCUGCGCCAAGUUCGCCAUUCAUAUUCCUUUUUUGCCAGCGUCAGCCUCAUCAAACAGUAGGCGGUACAUUUCGACAUUUGACGAAGAAGGAGCGCACGACGAUCACGACGAAGACGAGGAUCCGUCAAAACGAUUACGAUUUGCGCCAUCACCACCACAAACCCCAUCACACCCGCCUCGCAACGAAGCAGCAGCGCCGCCUGUCUAUCUGUUUGUCAUUGCGUUUGUGCCUAUCGGUGUGGCAUUGUUCAUCGCGACUUCGCGCUGGUUCGACUACAAGCACCAUGGUUUCGACAUCAUUUCGGGCUCGCUGAUUGGCAUUGUCACGGCAUGGGUUGGAUUCAGGUGGUAUCAUCUGCCCAUUCAAGGCGGGAGUGGAUGGGCCUGGGGUGCAAGGAGUCGAGAUCGUGCGUUCUGGCUGGGUGUUGGUCGUGCGAAUUAUGUUGGUGAAGAAGGAUGGGAGUCUGCCAGGAUUGCUAGGGGUGGUGAGCAUAGAGAUGUCGAAGCUGGAGGACAUGUCGUUGGCGCUGGCUUGCCGGAUCAACGUGAGUCCACUGAGACGGGCGUGUCAGGUGGAAGGUCAUAAUGUCUGGAUGUGGUGACGGCGGAAUGGUUAUUGCAUUGAAGCAUAUUAGCGCAGGCGGGUUGAAAACGGAUUGCAUCGGAUAUGUAUGUACAAGAGAUUGAUACCACCAGGUGAGGUGGGCACGCAUGGUAGGAUGGUUGCAUUUGGUACAUGUACGGAGUGUGACAUGAGCAGGUCGGUUGACAAACGGAUUGUACGAGUUAUGUAUGAUGCAUGGAGCGUUUAUAAUCACAGAAUAGUACCUAAUCUCAGUAAUAGCUUUUAGCAUGA